Vanessa atalanta (red admiral) is the source of this 761-nucleotide messenger RNA. RefSeq lists its product as uncharacterized. Gene Ontology annotation, cellular component: nucleus. Gene Ontology annotation, biological process: mesoderm formation; regulation of transcription by RNA polymerase II. NCBI's taxonomy places the organism in Eukaryota, Metazoa, Arthropoda, Insecta, Lepidoptera, Nymphalidae. The transcript is spliced from 4 exons. Gene Ontology annotation, molecular function: DNA-binding transcription factor activity, RNA polymerase II-specific; protein dimerization activity; RNA polymerase II cis-regulatory region sequence-specific DNA binding. The record is from RefSeq and is a predicted model, not a curated record. The coding region runs from base 60 to 761 and encodes 233 amino acids.
GUUAAUUCACACUUCUGCCAAUGACGGUAUUACUUUAAAUUUUAACGAUAGUUAAAGAAAUGUACAGUCAAGCAUACGACGACUCGCCGUUGCCAUUAAUAGCGAAUUACACAGUUAUUAAGGAGGCGGCAAUAGAAGAUAAGAGAGAGACAGAAGAUCGUGUUAUUCUUGAAAUUGGAAGACAAGAUGAUAAGCCCAAAGAAGAACUCACUUUUUCUCAUAAGAAAUAUGAUAAGACGAUUUCGCAUCACAGGUCAUAUAUUUUGGAAGAUUACUCAGAACCGAGAAGGAUUACGUAUUUUAGGCCUCAUGAAUUGGAACAAUCUUCCCAUGAAAGUCUAAGAUACAUAGAGCACGAAGAAUACAGGGACGUCAACAUGAUAGAUGCAGCUAGUUCUAAAUCUUCUAUUGACUUCUCACACGAAUCGCACGAUAAUGGUAGACUUUCUGAUGAUCAGCAAGACGCCAUUUUGAAUUGGAAAGAGAGAGCAAUGCAGCUAGAGAAAGAAUACAAGAAAACAGCGUGUGAUAGAGAGAGGACGCGAAUGAGAGAUAUGAAUCGCGCAUUUGAUUUGCUUCGUUCAAAAUUGCCAAUAACGAAGCCUUCAAAAAAGAAGUACUCUAAAAUUGAAUGUCUUCGGAUAGCAAUAUGUUAUAUCCGUCACUUAGAGUAUAUGCUAGCUGGCGGAUGUCCAGAGGAAAACUCUACUUUUUUCGAUCCCCAAGUCAUCGAGGAGAGGCAAAGACAUCAAAGAUUUUGA